GCAUAUCAUUCAAUGGCAGACCGCGGCGCUAAGCGCUUACGGCGCCUCAGCACCGAUUACGACGACUCAGAAGGAGCAGACGAUUGGGGGAGAGACAAAGGCAGCAGCAGCGCGCUGAGCAGGUACGUGGAUGUGGCUGGCCCAAGCAUCGAGAGCUGCUCCCCAUUCCAGCCGCGCGUGCGACGCGGGGAGUACGAGACCUCGCCAACGGCUGCAUGGCCGCUCUACAAUCCUGCCCCUCUUCGUUCACCACUACGCCGUGCCACCACCGACACCCCUGUGCGCAUCCCCGCCCGAAGCUCCAAGAAGACGCCGCUCGCUGCCUUCUUCUGAGCCUCUCACCUCUCACCUCGCCGUAGCCCCAGCGCUCUCCACGACACAGCACCCGCAGCCAUGCCUCGCCUACGAUCGCGCGCGAAUCUAACAGCUCCCAGUGCGGCGCCCACAGCCUCGUCGACCCGCCCGAGACGCAAUACCGCCAACCAGGCACCCCCAGCCGCCGUCAUCCAGCGCUCCUCGCCCGAAGAGACGCGCCAGUCCAUCCACCUCACCGUGAAAGCUUCGCCGGGCAAGCUGCGGAAGGCCACGAGCGGCAAUAUCCGCAAGGCCGCCGUCACCUCGCGCAAUAUCGUCGUGGGAAAGCGUGCAUCGCGGAGCAGCAGGGUCAUCCGGGAAGUCGACAGCGACGAAGACGAAGAGGAAGAUGAGGAGCCAGAGGAGGUGGACGCUAUGGACGUGGACGACGAGGAAGAUGAGGAGGAAGAUGCAGAGGGUGACGAGGACGAAGACGUCGACGCUGAAGGCGAAGAGGACGAUGACAUGGAGCUGACCCCGGCCCCGCGGAUCGUCGUGUCCACCAACAAGACCGUCCCCGUGAAGCCCAAGGCCGCCCAGGACUCUGUGGAAGCCAAGGAGAUGGCCAUGGACGACGAUGACGACGAAGAGCUUUCCGAGCUUGAGUCGGACGCCGAGGGUGAAGAAGAGGAUGCGGAAGGCGAGGACGAGGACGCCGAAGGAGAGGAGGAUGACGAGCUAGGCGCACAGAACGACGAGGAGGAUGAAGACGAGGAGAUGGACAGCAGCGACGAGAUGAGCCGCGACCAGACCCCGGAUCUCAGCAAGUUGACCCGGCGGCAGCAAGCUAUGAUCGUCCAGGGCGGCGAUGGUGAGCUGAUGGCUCUGUCGAAUGAGGCACAAAAGAAGAAGCACCUCACCGCCGAGGAGCACGCCAUGCGCAGAGCAGAAAUGGCACGCCGACGCAAGAACCUCAGCGAAAAGCGCAACGAGGAGGAGAAGAUGGACACCAUCAACCGCCUACUUAAGAAGCAGCCACCAAAACGCGGACGUCGCGUCAUCCAAGACAUCACCGAGUCCGGCCAGGAAGACGAGCUCGACUACGAGAAAGCUAACCCGCUCUACGUCCGCUACAGGCAAACCGCCAAGGGGACUCAACUAGCUGUUCCUGAGGAAUGGCUUCAAGCACCUAUAGGGAGCUUGUUCACUGGACCGCUCGCAAAACCUUCACGACGGCCCUUCAAUGGCAGAAUGGUAGAGGAAGUGGCCUGAUUCUCUUGAGUCUAUCCGCAAAAGCUCAUUCUUGCAUUUUUUGGAGUUCUAGAUAUAUUGAUUAGCGCUGGGUCUGGCCGACGCCCAUCGAACAUUAGGAAUGGACCACAUGCAUAGUCGUAUUAACAAGAUUUAAUACGCAGACUUUGCGAUAGUAUUCAUCUCUCCCUCUUUUUUGUCCAUGCUGCAACGGCUACCAAUAUGGAAUUGUAAACAAACUUCCGAAAGUACUGCGACUUAUCUUGGAUAGGUCGACUCCUAUUUCACGUCGGAUGGUCGCAAACGAUUCCAGCUCAGUACGCGGAGUGUACUAUCGUGGCCUAUUGCCGCAAAUGGGCCGUAGAUAGUUACGGGUUCAGAUGAGCCGAGAUUCUGCGCCAGAGCGGCGAAGCUUCCAG
Messenger RNA from Trematosphaeria pertusa, 1964 nucleotides. RefSeq lists its product as uncharacterized. The coding region runs from base 394 to 1566 and encodes 390 amino acids. The record is from RefSeq and is a predicted model, not a curated record. Gene Ontology annotation, cellular component: Ino80 complex. Lineage: Eukaryota; Fungi; Ascomycota; Dothideomycetes; Pleosporales; Trematosphaeriaceae. The transcript has 3 exons. Gene Ontology annotation, biological process: chromatin remodeling.